UUUAUAUACAAUUGCGGCCAAAAUGUUCAGAACGGCAUUGUUUUUGUCAGAAAAAAAACGAAAUAUGGCUGCCAUGCUGAUUACGAUAACAACAAGCAGUUCGCUUUUCCUUGUGAUUACUUUUAUUGUCGUUCUAAUAUCACUAAACAUAGAAGCGAAGGAACUUGGAAAUAACUGUGAAAUUAAGAUUUCUCCCAAUAUCCAUAAGAUUUUAUCUCGUUUAGUAAGAUUAGACAAACAGGUUUUCAAUUUCGAUGUCCAGUUAUCCGAUAAAAAACUUGAUGACCUUCUGAAACCCGUACGAAUGGAUUAUUUCGCGAACGCGAGACAAUUUACCUGGAUUCCAGAUGAACCAGAUGGUUUGACGGCGUAUAAGAAUUUCUAUUAUGAUUUUUCAAUUUACUCUUUGAAUUUAUUAGGAGCUUACAUUGCUACUCCGAGGGUUGAUAUCGAUAUAAAUUGUGGGAAACAAAAUAUUCAGAGAUAUGAUUUACUAUAUUUGAUUUUUCAGGAAUUGAAGAAAAUCGCAGUGAUCGAUACAUUGAAAAUAGGAGAAUCUGGUUACAUGUGUUUUCUAAUAAAUUUAUCUCAGGACAUGAAGAAGAACAGCCCUGAGUCAUUAAAAGCUAACAGAAGAUUGGGUAUAAAUCGAGAGUUGGUGAAGAACUAUUGCUGUAAACUCUAAAAAAUGAAAGCUAUGUUUAUCACUCAAAAUCGAUUUGUUCUGGAAAUAUCAUGGAAAAUAGUAUGUUUCUCAAUUAUGCAAAUAUCGUCGGAGCAAUUGUGUGGAUAUUUUUCCCGUUAAUCGUUAGUCUUCUUUCACAAGCUAAAUUGCCUUCAUUUCCGCAUCAAGACACAUUGCCAUACAAAUCAGAAUGGAUCAACAAAAACCAUAAUACUUACAGUUUCUCUCAUUUUCUGUCUUGGUCAUUUUGUUUCUAUAAUUCCUCUUUCUUUGCCUCAAGACUGAGAAGAUUCCUUUCUAUUCUAUUUUCUCUUUCAGUAAUUUUCCUGAAUCUUUUGAUGCAUUACUUCUUUUUAUAUGAAACAAUAGCAAUAUUUUUCCAAAAUGAUAUACCAUUGGGACAUCGCGCCCUAAUAUUAGGAAUCCCAGAAAGUUAUGAGAAUACUGAUGGCUUUUUUGGUGGUCCCUUUGCAUGGUUAAUCUGUUACGUAUCUUUCAACUUUAUCCUCUUCGUUCUUCCCAGUCGUUUAAGUGAGACUAUCGCUUAUAAUACAUUACAUCAAAGAUCCACUUUCACGUUUCUCAUUCAAAAUAUCAGAUUAUUAGAGAAGUAUGGCAGUUUAAAUAUUUCUACACAACAGGAUUAUGAUCUACUCUAUGCAAUAACGAAAGCUAAUAUUUCUACUGCUUUAAACCCAAAUUUCUGGUAUUUAAUAAUUUACACUUGGAUUAAUCGUAUCAAGAAAAUUUGGUUAUAUUACUACAGGAUAAAUAUUUUCUGGAAAUUCAUUACACUUUGGCUCUUUGUUUCCAUUACAAUUUUAUUUGCUGUAUUUUCUGUCUGUGAAUUAUUUCUGUGCCUCGUUUAUUAUGGAAUACCAAUUGUUUAUUUGAUUUCAACUUUACCUUUCAGCUAUUCCAAAGUUUAUAUUUUCCCACUCUAUAGGAAUAAUAAUCAUAUUUUCGAGAUUGCUGCUGUACUUUUUACUAUUCUAUCGUUUCCAUUUUAUAUAUUAUGGGCUCUUUACUCAAUCUAUAUAUUUCUUACAAGUUUCCAAAUUCUUUGCAAUUACAUAUUUACGAUAGCUGUUACGGUUCUUGCUAAACCUGAUAAUGUCGGAGACGUAUGGUUUGUUGCCAUGUUUUUCGUGUAUACCGUUGCAAUUGUGAAAGCCAUUAUCAAGCAGUAUCAAUCAGUUAUAGUUCAGUCUAUAAAACUCACCAAAACCGUUUGUCCAAGAUUGGUUCAGGUAAAAUAUGGAGAGGAAUUCAUAAAUGCCAAUUUGUUUAAGACAAUUGUUAACCGUCAUUUUCCAUUGAGAUACGAGAUUGGUAAAUCCAUUGUAAAACUGUUUCUAAUCGUAUCUUUUUUCUUUGCUUGCAACAAUAUAAUAAGUCGAGAAGACUUGGACUUAUCAGCGUUCACAAGGUUUACUUUGAUAUUGAUGACGUCUAUGAUACCUAAAUUUUUGGCAAUAAUUAAUUCUAAAUUGAGUUUUUUUACAUCCAUGACACAUACAAUUAUCGAAACAAUAAGUACAUUUGAAGAUGGCAAUGCAUCACAUUCCAGUUUAUCAAUUUCUUAUUAAAUAAAAAUGCUUUGAAAUUUUCA
This is a messenger RNA of Octopus sinensis (East Asian common octopus), 2297 nucleotides long. RefSeq lists its product as uncharacterized. Bases 23 to 685 code for a protein of 220 amino acids. The transcript has 2 exons. The record is from RefSeq and is a predicted model, not a curated record. Lineage: Eukaryota; Metazoa; Mollusca; Cephalopoda; Octopoda; Octopodidae.